GAAAGGGAGAAGUAAGCUGCCAGUGUUCUCCAGCAAAUGGCUCACGAAGGUAUUGAGAUCGUUGGGGCAGGAGACGACGUGCGCUUGAAUAACCACCUCGAGGCCAAAGGAAUGGGCGAAACCGCUGGUGGGGGGAAUGGAAUUGAGGAGUUGCCAUCGGCUUCAUUGCAGAAUGGAGUCUGUGGAUCCGUUUCGUUUGCUCCUUUUGCAUGAUUCCACCAAUUUUUCUUCCAUUGGAAGACUGCAAAAUGGAACAGAGCUUUGCUUUUGUAGAUUCGGAGGAAUGGGCUAUGUAGGAAAACCACUACAUUUUAGUCCUUCAGCUUUCAAGCAAUCCCUCCUAUUAUUUUGUAAGGCCUUUCUCAAUUCAAUUGUGCACGUUGAGGGCCUAUAUAUACAUUCAUAUAUAGUCAUUAUUAAUUAAUACACAAUAUGAAAUAUU
Messenger RNA from Rubroshorea leprosula, 442 nucleotides. Lineage: Eukaryota; Viridiplantae; Streptophyta; Magnoliopsida; Malvales; Dipterocarpaceae. The record is from the annotation of a GenBank genome assembly.